AUGUCAUUUUUUAAAUCUAUUAAAACUAAAAUAGAGGAAACAUUAAAUCACUCACCUCAACAACAAUCACAAUCACAAUCACAAUCACAACAACCUCAGCAACAACAACAAAAUACCAAACCAUUAUCAGAUUCAAGAAAUAAUUCAACAACAAAUUUAAAUAAUUAUACAUAUAAAUACGCCUAUAGUUAUGAUAACUUGGGUGAUAACAAUUCAUCAGUUACAAAAAAUCAAAUAAAGGAAAAUACAGAUAAUUCAUCAUUAAAUAAACAAAUAAUAUAUGCAACAAACGAUUAUGGUGAUAAACCAACAGUAAAUAGUAAUAGCAAUGAUGAUGAUAAUAAGAGUACAAAUGAUAAUAGUGAAGAAGUUAUUAUAAGUAAUGAUUAUAGUAAUGAUGACCAAUUUAUAGAUAUUUCAACUAUACCGAAACUAGAAUUGGAUGAUAAUGAACAGUAUGAACGUAUAGAUUUUUUAAAAGAAAAAGUUGUAUUUAUAUCAACAGGUGCAAUACAUACAUCAAUUAUUACAGAUAAAGGACAUUUAUAUACAUGGGGUGAUGGGUUAUUGGGUAAAUUGGGACAUGGUACAUUGGAGUCUUAUAGCGAACCACGCUUGGUAGAGUUUUUUGAAACUAAACCAUCUUUAAGAGUUGUGUCAGUGGCAAAUGGUGGCAAACAUACAGUUGCAUUAACAGUUUGUGGUAAUGUUUAUUCAUUUGGUGGUAAUGAUAGUUGCCAAUUAGGUUUGGGUAAUAUAUCUUCAUCAUAUUAUAGUACACCCCAAUUAGUAACAUUCCAAUCACCUCAAUCAUUAUCAAAUUCAAAUUCAUCCUCGCCUAUUAUAAUGUCAAAUUCAACAUCAACACUAUUUAAUAAACAACAACAACAAUCUAGUAAUAAAAUCGAUAGAAUAAUAAAAUUAUCUUGUAGUACAAAUAGAUCAGCUGCUAUUUCUAAACUUGGGUAUCUUUAUACAUGGGGUAGAGGUGAUAAUGGCAGAUUGGGUCAUGGCGAUUCUUUAAUGCAAUCAACACCAAAGCAAGUAAUGUCAUUACACGGCCAUACUAUUGUAGAUAUGUCUUUAGGAGGGGGUCAUUCAAUGGCGCUUACAAAGAGGGGUGAGGUAUUUUCAUGGGGACGUGGUGAAAAUGGUCAAUUAGGUCAUGGUACUUUUACAUCUCAACAAAUGACACCAAAACAAAUUCAAGCAUUUCAAAAUAAAACAAUAAAGGUUAUUUCCGCUGGUGGAUACCACUCAAUUGCUAUCGAUACUAAUGGUAGUAUGUUUGCAUGGGGAAGAGGUGACUAUGGUGUGUUGGGUGUAAGCUCAUCUUUAGAUUCAUUGGGUGAUAUAAAUUCACCAGUAUUAAUAAAGUCUCUCAACAAUAGUAAUGGUAGUAAUAAUAGUAAUAGUAGUGCUGGGGAAAGAUUUAUUAAUGUUUCAAGUGGUUUCCAGCAUAAUGUAGCACAAACUGAAAAUGGAGAUUUAUAUUCAUGGGGUUGUGGGUCUGGUAAUAGAUUAGGUUUAGCAAAUGAAGAAAAUCAAUUAAUACCAAAAAAAUUAAAUGAUAGAUCAAAUAAUUCAAAACCAGCUUUCUUUUCGUGUGGAGAAAUUAUAACAAUAAUAGUUGAAAAAAAAUUAAUCGAAAAUAGUGAUACAUCAACAUCCACACCAAUCAAUACAAGUUCUGGUAUAACGAAAAGUACAGGCGAUGAUAGUAAAGAGUUAGUACUUCCAAAGGAAUAUAGCAGUGAAAAUUUAAAUGAAAUUGGUAAAAAAUUAUCAGGAUCAUUAACAAUUAGUGGCAAUGCAUUUAGUAGCUCACCAUUACAACCAUUAGUAUUAAAUCCAUCGCAAUCAAAAAGACCAUCAUCACCAACCCCAUCAUUUGUAUCAUUAGCCAAUGAAAAGCAUUCACCCGUUAAUGUUUUAUUAAAUAAUACACAAAAUUCAUUAAUUGAAUGGAUGACCAAUGUUUCAAAAUCAAAGCAAAUUUUAAAUAUAAUUCAAAUUAAACCAACUACACAAUUAGUAAACUUGGGGCUAUCAUUAGAAAAGAAAACAAAAGAUUAUGAUGAUACAUUACGAUCACUUAAAUUAUCUGUAAAUAAAAUUUUAAAGUCAAAUAACAAUAAUAAUAAACCAAAUGAAAUAGCACAGGAUAUUGAACAAUUAGUUAAAACUAGAAAUCAAUUGGGUGAAGAGUUAAUUAAUGAAUAUAAACAAUCAGUUGAAUAUUGGUCAGAUAUUAAAAAACAAAAAGAAUUAAAUUUAUUGCAAUUAAAUAAAAUAUUAAAAUAUUUUAAUAAUAAUCAACUAAAAUCAAAGCAAGAUCAAGAGCAACAAGAAGAGCAACAAAACCAACUUUCGUCAAUUGAGAUUCAAAAGCAAAGUUUUUAUUUAAUAGAAAAGUUAAAUUCAAGUUUAAUAAAUUUCUGUAAUAACAUAAUUGAAGGUAGUAAUAACAAUAGCGAAAAGUUUGAAUCUCUUAGGUUAUCAAUGGAGGAAAUCCAAUUAACAAUUUUAGAAACACUCAAGUAUGGUGAACGUUAUAGCGAAAUUUUAAACACUCAAUUAAUACAAUGCGAUGGUUUAAUCAAUGUCCACAGAGGUAAAGAGUCCGAAAUAGAACAUUUAUUAUCAAAAAGAGUUGAAGCUCAACAAUUAUUAGAACAGCGCGAAAAAAUUAAAUCUGAUUAUAGAUCAUGCAAAAGAAAUAGUAUCGAAAUUGGCCGAAAAAUUGAAGUUUUAGAAUUAGACUCUGACGAUAACAAUUUAAGUGAAAGUGACAACGAAGAUGACCCAUCACCAUCCACGUUAAAGUCAAAUAAUAGCCAUAAUAAUAUCUGCAUAAAUAAUGAAAAUCAAUUAACAUCAUUAAAGGAUCAAUUAGUUAAAUUUAAAAAGGAUGAGCAAAGAUUAAUAAAUUUACAACAAGAAACCAAUGAUUCACUUUUAAAUAUUAUCGAUAAAUAUGUACCAGAGUUCAAAAUAAAACUAAAACAGCAAGAUAAGAUUUCAAAUAGAGUCAAAGAUACAGGUCUAUUAGUCUCUGAAAGGAAAUUCCAACAUUACGAUAUUUUAAAGACUUUGGCAACUCAUCCACACAAUGUAUAUUUAGCAAGCUUUGAUGAUCAAACUGUAGUAUUAAAAGAAUUUGGAAUUGGUGAUCAAUUAGGUAAACAAAUGUUUAUACGUCAAGUGUCUUUAAUGAAAUUAAUGAGCCACAAGUGUAUAAUGCCAAUUCAAGCUGUAUUUUAUGAUAGAAAUGCAUUUAUGCAAAUGGAGUAUAUUCCAGGUGGUAAUUUAAUUAAUUGGUUAUUAAAUAAUAAUAGUAAUAAUAAUAAUAAUAUAAAUAUAAAUAAUCAGCAAAUAUUUAAUCCAACAAACCAACCAACAUUUAAUAGAAAACCCUGGGAAAUUCAAAAAAUGUUUCAACAAAUUAUUCAAGGAAUUGCUUAUAUGCAUUCAAAUUGUAUUAUUCAUAGGGAUUUAAAAUUAGAAAAUAUAUUAAUUAGAGAAGAUGGUACACCAGUUAUCAGUGACUUUGAUCUUAGUAAGGAUAUUUCAAUUUCAUCUGCUAAUGCAACAUUAUUUAAUGGUGGUACUGAACUAUAUAAAGCUCCAGAAAUGAAAGAGCAAGGUGUUAAAGGUAAUUACUCUACAGAUAUUUGGGCAUUUGGUGUUAUGCUUUAUAAAACUCACUUCCCUAGAGCAAGGGAGCCUAUAUUAUUACCUGAAGAAGAGGCUGUACCAAUGCCAUCGUUAAUCUAUCAUGGUGGCGAGCAGCAACAUCAGGUUGAUCAAAGAUUAUCAUCUCUUCUUUCAAGCAUUCUUCAAAGAAAUCCACAGCUUAGACCAUCUGCACAUCAAGUUGCUGUUCAUCCUUAUUUUGUGACUUCGUUGGUUGAAGAUCUACUAUCAUCUAGAACUCUUAUUGAUAGCCGUGAAAAAAUUGCUGCAUUCAGAGCUCAUGUUUCAUCAUUAUCAGAAAUGGCGGAGGAAAUGGGUGAAUCAAUUCAAUUAACCUUGCGUCGUGAUAAGAUCGUGUCCGAGCUAUUCCAGUUUUUCCAUAAAAAAAUAGAGCAAAACAAACUAUUUUCAAGAUUAGAGGUAUCUUUUCAAGGUGAAAAAGGUUUGGACCAUGGUGGAUUGCUAUCUGAAAUGUACUCUUUAUUAUUUAAUGACAACCAGAUUAUCCAACAAGUAAAUCAAGAAUUAGAAAAUAUUCAACAACAAGAUCAACAACAGCAAUAUGAAUUUAAAAGUAUAUUUUCAAAGAGAUUUAAUUUAUUCGAAACCAGUGGAACAGAUUCACCAUUUUUUUUAUUAAUUUCGGGCGAAUUAUUUAAUAAUGAAAAUGACAAAUUGAAUAACCCACUUUAUUCAACACUAAAAAGCGAGCAAGCUAUAUUCAAAGUUUUAGGUAGAGUUUUUUUAAAGGCAGUUAUUGAUGGCAAACCUAUACCAGAUGUUUUCCCACCUUCAUUCUUUAAAUAUUUACUCAACAUUAAACCAAAUCUUCAAGAUUUAGAAGUUUAUGAUCCACAAUUAGCUCUUAGUUUUAAAAAAGUUUUAGUAUUGGACAAUAUCGAAGAUUAUUUAACAACUACAUUCGAAGGUUUAAUCGAAGGUGGCGAAAAUAUUGAGGUUACAGAUUCAAAUAAAGAGGAUUUCAUUCAAAAAAAUAUAGAAAGAGUAUUGGUAGAUUGCAGACAAUCAAAGCUAGAAGCAUUUAAAUCUGGUUUCAUGUCUAUUGAAAGUUUAAAUGCCCAUUUUGCUUUAUUCUCUCCAACUGAAUUACAGUUAUUAAUGUGUGGUAAUACUUUAGUAGAUGCAUCAGUUUUACAAAAAAGUUUUAAAUUUAUUGGUUUCCCAGAUUCAAGCAACACACCCAAAUUCUUUUGCAAAGUUAUUGAAGAAAUGUCACAGGAUGAAUUACAUUUAUUCCUCAGAUUCCUUACUGGUAUGGUAGUAAUUCCAUUACAAGGUCUAGAAAAACCUUUAUCAAUUAUAAAUGUUCCUAAAAGUGAAAAGCUACCUUGUGCUCAUACCUGUAGUUAUCAAUUAGAUUUACCAGACUAUAACGACUUGGAUUUGUUAAAAAGAAAAUUAAUUCAGAUGUUAGAAUGGGUAGAGGGUUUUGGUUUUAUUUAA
Dictyostelium purpureum is the source of this 5160-nucleotide messenger RNA. RefSeq lists its product as uncharacterized. The coding region runs from base 1 to 5160 and encodes 1719 amino acids. Gene Ontology annotation, molecular function: protein kinase activity; ATP binding; ubiquitin-protein transferase activity. The transcript is spliced from 2 exons. Gene Ontology annotation, biological process: protein phosphorylation. Lineage: Eukaryota; Evosea; Eumycetozoa; Dictyosteliales; Dictyosteliaceae. The record is from RefSeq and is a predicted model, not a curated record.